GUGGCACUGUUCCCCCUGCCCUGAACACCAGCAGAGACCUUGAGCCAUCUGUGUUUGGGCUCUGCAAGUGGCUGGGAGGCUGCAGAGCUGCCCUGGGGAUGAGCUGAGCUGGAGCACAGCUGCAUUUGCUCUUCUGCAUCCCAUGCCAGAGGUGGGGACAGCCAAGCCCAGCACCAUCUCCUGCCUGGGCAGCUGCUGCUGUCGAGCAUCUCCCAAGCCUCAGCGUGGUUGUGCUAUUUAUUAAUCUGUGAUUAUUUUCUAAUUGUCUCCCCAGUCCCUCACUGACAUGUCCACAAUGCCCUGAGGUGAGGAGUGUUGCAGGGUGCUGUGCCAGACCCAUCUCCCUGCACCUCAGCACUGAUCCAUACUUGUUUGAGCAGUGCCACCUUCAUUUUGCAUAGACUGUGGUUGGGUCAUCCUCAUUCCUUCCAGGUUAUCUACCACAGACCUUCAGAGCACAUGGAAAUGGGGAUUGCAGUGAAUCAGUCCAGGAGGAGCUGCCCCAUCCCAGGCCCUGCCUCUCCUGUCCCUGUGUUCCCACCACACAUCCAUGUGGAUGCUCUGAGCAUCACAGAGUUUUGCUGUCACACAUGAGGCAGGACUGGAUGGAUUUGUGCUGGUUCUUGGUGCUGAGGCAGAGCAGGCAGCUCUGUACUGCCCCACAGCACUCUAGGCUGUGAUUUUAACUAUCUGAGAAAAAAAAUGAUGUAAUAGUAUUUUUUUUGUGAUGCUGGUGCCCUAUGGAAUGAUGGUACCAAAGCUGCCUGGGUGUUACAUGCUCCAAACCAGGCCUUGGGCUUGCUGUGCCAAACCACCGAGCAGCCAAUGUCUGAAUCCCAGGUGAAAAGCAGCAGGUUUGGCCAUUCUCUCACAGGGACUGAGCUCUGUGGGACCACUGGCCCUGCCCACGGCCUCUGCCCAGGUGCUGCUUUGGGGAUCCCUCAUUUGCUGAGGAAACAAACAGAAAUGUGCCCUUUGCACUUCACCUGGGCCGUUGUGGUUGUUCCAGUGCCCUGCCCGUGGUGACUCACACUGACAGUUCACCUGCACAGCAAAGCCAGGCUUAUUGCCCACUCCACAAUGCAAGAAGAAGGAAACCAACAACAUGGGAUACCACAGAAGAGGACACUGACACAGCAGAUGAAGAACUGGCUUAGCUGCAACUCAAGUCUUCAACUGAUUAAAAGAAAAAGAGAGAGGCCUCUCCUGUCCUGUGAGACCUUUGAGCACCAAAAAGAGGCUCCAAAAGGGCUGGAGAGGGGCUUGGCACAAGGGCCUUGAAUGACAGGACAAGGGGGAAUGGCUUCACACUGUGACAUGGCAGGGUUAGAUUGGCUAUUGGGAAGAAAAUAUUCCAUGUGAGGGUCAGGAUGCUUUGGUACAGGUUGCCCAAAGAAAUUGUGUCUGCCCCAUUCCUGAAAGUGCCCAGGGUCUGGCUGGAUGGGACGUGGAGCAAGCUGGUCCAGUGGAAGGUGUUCCUGCCUAUGACAGGUGAUUGGAAAGAGAGGAUCUUUGAGGUUCCUUCCAACCCAAGCCAUUCCAUGACUUCAUGACUUCAUGAGUCUGUGACCCACCAGCUCCCAAGGGUGGGGUGUGCUGCCUGGCAACGGGAGCUGUGAUGAAGAGGGGCAUGAGCAGGGCAAGCUCCAGUCCUGCAAGGGAUGAGGAAGGAGGAAGGAGCCUGCUGGCUGCUCAUUCUUUUUUCCAUCCCUUUUGCUCACCCCCUUCGUUAUGCCUUUUGCUCAUCCCUGACUGACCCAACUGGGCAAGAAGGCUUCUGACCAACCAGGGACCGAGUGUGUGCAGACAUGGAAACAUCCCUGGACACGCUCAGCCUCUCCCAGCUCCUGGAUCUCUCCAUCGGGGCACCCGAGAAAGGGGCUGUUCAAUUUGCAGCCUUGAGAAAACUGCUGCAGGUCAUGCUGGAGCACCUGAACGUGCAGUACCUGACCACCGAGGAGCCGUGGCCGGGCCAGCUGAGUGGCCCCUCACUCGCUGAUGUAGCUACUGAAGUGAAAGAAAUUAAGAAGGAGAUGGAAGUCGACAAGGAACACAUGUCCAAGGUUCUUGAGGAUGCUGAUGGAACCACAAGUGCGUCAAAGGGCUUAAGAAAGUCCUCUAGGUCAGAGAACUUGAAGAAGAAGAAGAAGGGACAGUCUGGCAUGACAAAGGAAAAGAAGAUCCAGGAGGCGCAGGAUGAGGACACGAAUCUCUCCCCGGAUCUCCGUGAGGAGGUUCAAAGGAUACAGACAGCACAGACCCGCAUGGCACAGACGAUGAAGGAGUUGGCUGCCUCGAUGAAGAAGCUGGAGGAGGACAUUAAAAAGCUUAGGCAGGAUACAGCCCAGUGGAGAGAAGAGACCAGUGAAGAGCUCUCUCAGAAAAUGGAGGCUGUGCUGCAGGAGACAAAGCGGGAGCUGCAGAAGAUGGAAGAGCAGGAGGAGAUGAGGAGUGCCAUGCUGGAGCAGCUGCUGACAGUGACCCAGAUGGCUGGAACAGAGGAGACAGUGGGGAGCGUGGAGGAGGAGCAGAAGGCAAAGGGGGAGUGCUCCAGCUGCUCUGUCGACAUCAAUGAGCAGUUGGGGGAGCUCCUCCUGCGCUGUGAGAAACUCCAGGAGCAGGUGGACUCCCUGGAGUCUCGGCAGGUGGCCAUGGGCAAGCUUGAAAGGAUGAUGAGGAACUGGGGCCAGGAUCAAGAGAUGAUGCAGCCCAAGGAUGCCACAGUUAUGCAGAUGCAAAGGGACUAUGAGAAGCUCAGCUUCAUCGCAGAGAGUCUCCAGAAGGACUCUCAAGAAAAGCAGCAGGCAAUUGAGAUGCUGUUCCAGUCUCUGGAGAAGCUGCAGAAAGAGAAAGCAGAUGAACAGGAAAUGUUGGCAGCCAUGGACACGAAGGCCAACAAAGCUGCCUUGGGCAGCAAAGUCAACUGCAGCCAGUUUGAUGCAAAUAUGGAGCGGCUGAAUGAGAGGAUGCAGGAGCUACAGAGCCAGAUUUCAGGCCAGGAGGAGCACUGGAACAAGAUGCAGCAGCAGUUCAGCGAUGCAAUGGAAGAGAAGCUGGAUCGCUUGGAGCUGAAGGCUUUCAGUAGCCAGAUAGAAGAGACCUGGAAUAGGAACAUUGAGGAACUUGAGACAAAGUGGAUGCGUGAAAGUGCCGCUGGGUUUAAAAAGCAGCUGCCAGUCCCUUUCAUGUGCCUGUCCUGUGACCGCAUGCUCACCAUGCACGUUCCUGGCCAGAAGCCCGAGACACUCCCAUAUUUGCAGCCACUGUUCCCCAGCAAGGAGCCACAGUACAGCCAAAGGGGGCUGGCGGUCCAUGGCAGUGUCCUCCGUAUGCCACAGUGCUGUGGGGACUAUCGAAGCUGCAGCUCUGUGAUGCAGCAGAUCAAAGCUUCCCUACAGAGAAGCGGGCAGCCACAGACCUUCUCAACAGUCCAGAAAAAGCCUGAAGUGACCCCGCUGCAGGACAGUAGUGGACAGACCUUGAAGGGCCAUGAUGACCAGGUUCCUGCAGUGAUCAGGACACAAUCAGGCCCUGCCACCUCACGGGAGCACCGGCCAGGCACAGCCCUCCGACACAUCUCCUGGGCACCAGGGCUUGUCCAGCCACUCCAGCCCCGCCGGCCAUCCACAGCCCCCAUCCAGGUGGACAUGACCCAUCGCCCGGUGCUCGAUCUGGCACAUCUUGUCAGAAGUGAGAAAAGAGUGUGACAACGGUUAUCAGAAACAUGACACUUCAGUUGUAUUAAGUUAAUAAAAAGCCUUAAAAUUA
Molecule: messenger RNA, 3768 nt
Organism: Cyanistes caeruleus (blue tit)
Lineage: Eukaryota; Metazoa; Chordata; Aves; Passeriformes; Paridae
Source: RefSeq, a predicted model, not a curated record